GAUUUAUGAUGGAAAACAUUUUGAAUAUUGUGAAAAAGUAAAGUACGAACACUUCUGUGAGUGACUGUAUGUAUUAUAUCAACCAAUUGCAGUCGCCCAGUCGAUCCCGUUGUGCAUAUUUGCAAGUGAAAAUUUUUCUUCUGCCUAGUUUUAGUCAAUAACUCAUACAUUUAAUAUACCUUUUGGUUUUUUUCAGAGUACGUUUAAAGUUUUUUGUAGAUAUUGAGUGUAAUCGUGUAGAAAUUGAAAUCAGGUGCCGUGUUUUUGGAUCUGAUUAUCUGAUAAAUUUUUCGCUGGAAGUAGAAAAUGGGCAACAAUCAAACGACCGGGCAGAGGCUGCCGGAUCCGCCACCGAAUCGGCAGAACAAUGGCAACAAUCGCAAUGAGAACCGAGAUCAAGUGAGGGAUCCCCGACUAAACAUUAACCCGGCUUAUGGACAGUUAAAUAAUAAUGCAGGUCAUGAACUAAUGCCACCUUUACGUAAUCUAAAUCUCAACCAACACAACUUGGGACAACUAGAACAGCCAGUUAGGCAAGGUAAUAUCCAUCAAGAUAAUCAAAGGCUGCCAAUAAGGCCAGUAAACAUUCAAGAUAACCAAAUGUUGCCAAUAAGGCAAGGAAACAAUCAAGAUAAUCGAAGGCCAGGUAACAUUCCAGAUAUUCAAAUACCGCCAAUAAGGCCAGGUAACCAUCAGGACAAUCAAAGACCGCCAAUUAGGCCAGGUAACAAUCAGGAUAUUCAAAUACCGCCAAUAAGGCCAGGUAACCAUCAAGAUAAUCAAAGGCUGCCAAUAAGGCCAGGUAACCAUCAAGAUAAUCAAAGGCUGCCAAUAAGGCCAGGUAACAAUCCGGCUAUUCAAAGACCGCCAAUUAGGCAUGGUAACCAUCGUAAAAUAAGGCAAAGUAGAAAUAACCCACAGAAUGAACACCAGCCUAGAAGGAGAGAUGGCAACUACCAACAUUAUCAAGAACAGCAAAGAAGGGAAAGUGAUAAUCAAGGAAAACGAGAACAUCGGUCUGGUGGAAAGUAUUUUGGUUUUAAUUACUUAACUGAAUUAGGCACAAAGGAUAGCGAUGAAGUAAUAACUGCAUUAGCAAAAAGGAAGGAUGAUUUUGAAAAAUUCUUGAAUGACGAUAUUCGCCCAGAUAUGUUUGUACUAACAAUACAAGUUUUAACCAACCUUUGUCAAGCGAAUUUCGCUGAAAUGGUUACAAGUGUUCUAAGCAAUGCUUGUUCUGCAAAAUUCUUAAAAACUUUGCACGAUUUUUUGGUUAAAUUGCCUUUUGAGACAGAUCUGGAGAAACAUCGAAACAAACUGUAUCAUGAAGAUAAAAACAAGUUUUGGUGUAAUUUAAGUAAAUUUUUCAAAAAAGUUAUUGAACUUCUUCCUAAUAAAGCUCGUGAUGAACUGGCACCUAUCUUAGAACGAAUAACUAAAAUGUUACCAAUCAUUGAAGAGAACCAAAAUUUUCGAAUUGACGAAAAUGUCAAGAAUGAUCUCCUAAAUAUGGCCAAAGACUUACAAGAAGAAAUUCAAAGAAUUGAAAAAAAGAAUAAAGAUCGUGAAACACGUCCAGGUAUAGCUGAACCUGAAAUAGAACAAGAACCACCUGAAAACUUUAAAUUAUUGAGUGUCAUACCAACAAUGCAAGAUUUGCUCGACCAAAGACCUUACAUUAGGAAGUGCAAAGUCAAAGAUGCGUACACAUCAGUUGAACAUUACUUGGACGUGCAGUUCCGUUUGUUGAGGGAGGACUUUAUAUCACCAUUGCGAAAUGGAAUAAAUGAAUAUUUGUAUUCAGAUAAGAAGCAUAGAAAUCAAGAAGUUCGAGUUUAUCUAAAAGUCACUUUAGAACGUCCCGAUAUUUCCGAAAAGAUUGUCGGUUUUAUAUUAAAAUUUGGAGUGAUAAAAAGUAUAAAUUGGCGGCGUUCCAAGCGUUUUAUGUACGGAGGAUUACUGCUUCUCAGUAGUGACAAUUUCAAAACUGUUCUGUUCGUUACUGUUGCAAAUAGAGAUGAAAAACAGCUUGAAAAGGGAUAUAUUUUAAUAGAACCUUGUGAAGGAACCUCAAUCACCCGAGAAAUGUAUAAAAUGACUUUUGUUAUGCUGGAGUCAAAGAUAUACUUUGAGCCUUACUUGGCAGUGUUAACUGCUAUGCAGCAUAUGAACGAGGAAAAUUUUCCAAUGGAACCUUAUUUAGUACGCGGAGACACCACCCAACGACCGCCAAGAUACCUUGAAGAUGCUGAUGAGGAAGACACUUUAAGGUACAAAAAUUGGGAUUUACCAGUUGCCUAUAACGAGCCUUGGCCGACCGCCAAUGAAAUGGGUCUCGACGAAUCACAAUUCAGAGCUUUCAGAUGCGCUUUGACUCAAGAUUUCGCAGUGAUACAAGGACCGCCAGGGACAGGAAAAACAUUUAUUGCGCUGGAGAUCGUUCGCACUUUGUUGACCAAUGAGGCUUAUUGGAAACCCUACGGACCGAUCGUCGUCGUUUGCCUAACGAAUCAUGCUUUGGAUCAAUUCUUAGAGGGCAUCCUCAAAACCACCAAGUCCAUAGUUCGCGUCGGCAGUCGAUCGAAGAGUGAAGUCAUGAAACCAUACACAUUGAUGGAAAGAAGAAAGACUGUCAAACCUCCAAGACAACACGACGCAAUGGCAGUUAUGUACGAAACGAAACACGAGCUGGAGACCAUUUUGAGUUCGAUGAAAAAUGCGCGUACCUGCAUAGAGCUUUUACUCACGGAAAAUGCUAUAGUACCGUUGGCUUGUCUCAAAAAGUAUAGCGACGACGAAACACUACAGAACUUUGCCUCGAAUGAAGAAUUCGUAAAGUGGCUUAUAGGUAGCGAGAUAACGUUGAUUCUGCUCCCUGAAAAGCCCGCAAUGAUACAAGAGCAGCCAGAAGACGACCAGGGAAUGGCAUAUCACGACGAUCAGGACAGACAUAUGGACAAUGAUCUAGAGCUCGAUUACGACUUCAAAGUCGACGAAAGCUAUGAUCCCAUUUUCCCUUUGAAAAGUUUAAAUGUCAAAAUCCUAAAGGUUGAGCAAGAUUUAAAUGAAUACUUGUUUCGCCCGGAACUUCGUCGUCAUCUUGAUGCAACUGAAAAAUUAAGAGAAAAUCUUACAGAACUAUUAGCUCAGAGGACGUCCUUGCAGCGUAAAUUAGCUCAGCACCCAUUGCUGCAUGAACAGCGCCAUCCUGCUAGUAAUAGCCGUUGGAAACUGUACUGGCACUGGGUGACGGCUAGUCACUUAAAAGCAAUGAAUCAACUUGCUGAACUCGAGAGAGAGUAUCAAAAAGUGAAUGCCAAGUUGAACGAAGUCAAGCAAUUAGUUGACUUGGAUGUGCUCAGAGAGCAUGAUAUAGUGGGACUAACAACAACUGGCGCGGCGAAGUUACAUGCAUCCUUGCGUGCCCUUAAAGCUCCAAUAGUAUUGGUAGAAGAAGCCGCCGAAAUUCUCGAAGCCCACGUUGUCUGCUCUAUGACCAGUAACUGCCAGCAUGCUAUUCUUAUAGGAGACCACAAGCAGCUGAGACCAAAGGCGUCGGUGUAUAAGUUGGGCAAAGAUUUCAAUUUGAAUAUCUCGCUGUUCGAGAGAAUGGUCAACUUGAGAGGCGAUUGCGCUCAACUCGCGCAUCAGCAUCGAAUGCGACCUCAAUUUGCCAAAUUAUUAACGCCGUCGAUUUACGAAACCUUGUACAAUCAUAGCUCGGUCAAUGAACGGCAGAAUAUCAAGGGAAUGAUGAAGAAUCUCUUCUUCCUACACCACGAAAAUCACGAAAGUAGUCAAAACAACGAAGAGAGCUAUGCAAAUAAGCAUGAAUCGGAGUUUUUAGUAGUGUUUGCAAGACAUCUAAUUCUGCAAGGUUACGAUCCUUCAGAAAUCACUAUCCUUUGUACCUACACUGGUCAACUUUUUUCUCUUAUGAAGGAAACAGAUCGAUACGCAAUUUUAAAAAGGAUGCGGGUGACGACUGUAGACAAUUUUCAGGGAGAAGAAAAUAAAAUAAUCCUCUUGUCUCUGGUACGCAACAAUGAAGAAGGUAAUAUCGGAUUCCUCAAGGAGGAAAACAGAGUUUGCGUCGCGUUAUCGCGUGCUCGCGAUGGCAUGUACAUCAUGGGCAACAUUCAUAACCUCGUUAUGAAAAACACCAUUUGGCCGAAAAUCAAGAAGGUACUGGAGGAGGAAAACGCAAUAGGCAACGCUCUAGAAUUCCAAUGUCAGAUUCAUCAUGAUCAAAUCACAUUGAUACAAGAUGUGAAAGAUUUUCAAAAAUGUCCGGAAGGUGGCUGCUCGAGAAAGUGUGAAUUGGCUCUGGCCUGCGGACACACUUGCACCAGUGUUUGUCACAUAUUGGAUCGAGAACACUUGGAGUACCGAUGCAAGCAGCCGUGCAUCAAGAGUUGCCCGAACGAUCAUCCUUGUCCGCUGAAAUGUUGGGAAGGCUGCCAACCCUGCAAAGUCAUGGUAAAAAGGAAGCUUGUGUGUGGCCAUAUUGUAGAUAUGUGGUGCUUCACGGAUCCGCAAACAUUUCCAUGCAAUGUUCAGGUCGAAGCUACAUUGCCGGACUGUAAUCAUGUCAACCAGAAGCCGUGUCAUCUUCCAAUCAAAGAUGUGAUAUGUACUUAUGCUUGCAAGAACCGCUUGCCGUGUGGUCACGUGUGCCGGCAUAAUUGUCAUGUUAACAAAGACCCGGAACAUAUCGAGUACAAGUGCUUCAAAGAUUGCACUCGGAUUUAUGAUAAUUGUGAGGGAAAUCACAAGUGUAAGAAACGUUGCUACGAAGAAUGCGGGCUGUGUCCAAUAAUUGUUGCGAAAACCCGGUCUUGCGGACAUCGUUUCAAGCAAUUUGUGUGCUCGAAGAAUGUAGAGGAAAUUGAGUGCGACAAGCCUUGCAAGCGUAAGUUAAGCUGUGAUCACAAGUGCCCUUCGAAAUGCCGCGAACCAUGCGGAAGCUGUCAAUUGAAGGUAGAAAAGAUGAGUCCCUGCAACCAUAUGGUGGAAGUGAAAUGCAGCGAAGAACCAACGCCGUCUAAAUGUAGCGGAAAAUGUCGUAAAUUAUUACCUUGUGGACACCCUUGCACUAACAAAUGCAAAGAGGCUUGCACUUCAAACUGCAAGGUCUUGGUUAAGCUAGGAAAACCUGCACUGUGUGGGCACUCUUUGCAAGUACCAUGCUAUCUUCAAAAGACAGAUCCAAAUUCACGAGAAUUAUUGAAGUACUGCAAAGCACCGUGCAUAGUCGAAUUGGAGUGCAAGCAUUUAUGCAAAGGAACGUGUGGUUCGUGCCUACAGGGACGAAUACACAUAAACUGUGCUGAGCCUUGCAACAAUAUUCUUAUUUGUGGACAUCAGUGUGAAGUGGCCUGCAGACUAGACUGUCAGCCUUGUAGCAAAAAAUGUGAAUUGAAAUGCUCUCAUAGUGUAUGCGACAAAAAGUGUGGAAUUCCAUGUGUACCCUGCAAGGAAAAAUGUACUCGUGGUUGUAAGCACCGUCAAUGCUCGAAACUUUGCUCAGAACUAUGUGAUAUCGAGCCAUGUAACGAGCCAUGCCAAAAUUUAUUAAAAUGCGAGCACCCUUGUGUUGGAUUAUGCGGCGACCCUUGCCCACCAUUGUGCCGAAUCUGCGAUAAGGAAGAGCUAACAGAAGUUUUCUUUGGUGAUGAAGAUGAGCCAGAUGCAAGGUUUGUCUUUUUGGAAGAUUGCCAACACUGUAUAGAAAGUAAUGCACUGACUAAGUGGAUGGAGGACUCUAACGAAGGUAUUCAAAUGAAAGCGUGUCCGCGAUGUAAAACACCCAUCAGAAAAUGCAUGCGAUUGAUGAACCAAAUAAAAAGAGACUUGGAAGAUGUACUACUUGUAAAAGACAGGGUAUUUUCCGGCAAUAGUUCGGAUUUGGAGAAAAAACGACUUGAAUAUGUAGAAGCACUAUCUGCCAUAUUAAGCAAUCCAAGUUUAGCAGAAUUUCCGGAAUUGAAGGAGUACGUAGCAGAUUUACUUGAUAGAGGACUUCCUAUAAAGAAUCAAAGACCACAAACUUUAAGUUCUCAGGAAAUUGAAGCGUUCAGAAUUUUAUUAGAUAUCAUGAGUCGUAUGUUGAAAAUAUUGUCUCUUGUUAAAAGUCGCAGUGUCACAUUUUACCGUUCCGUAAAAGAGCACGUUGUUAUGCUAGUAGAAGCACUUCCAACUAGAUGGCAAAUUUCUCCCCAAAAAAUUACUGACAUUCAGUUGGAGCUUCAACGAUUAAAUUACAUGGUGGAACUAUGUAAAGAAGAUUACAUAUACAACACACUAUCACAUAAAAAAGAGUUUGGUAUGGCAUCAAACAAAUUGCUGAGUUUCAGCCGGUUCACCGACAAAUUAGAAACCGAAGUCAGAAAGGAUAUAAGCGGCUUGCAGCAUUUAUUCGCCGAACAAAUUAAAAUCGAACGCCAAAUGAUUCACAAAGCAAUGGGCUACAAGCAAGGUCACUGGUAUAAAUGCCCUAACGGACACAUUUAUAUGAUAACUGAGUGUGGCGGUGCAAUGGAAGUAGGCAAAUGCAACGAAUGUGGAGCCCAAAUAGGGGGCAGUCAGCACCGAUUGUUGAACAGUAACACCCUCGCGACUGAAAUGGAUGGAGCUACGAGGCCUGCCUGGCCACAGGGUCCUAACGAUUAUCAAUACAUGUAACUUGAGGUUUAUUUUAAUAUAAUAGUGUUUUCAAUAUGAUUAUUCUUGCUGAUUAUAAAAUAAAAACGUGCCUUUUGACUUCUA
This is a messenger RNA of Rhagoletis zephyria (snowberry fruit fly), 6768 nucleotides long. RefSeq names its product NFX1-type zinc finger-containing protein 1-like. Gene Ontology annotation, molecular function: helicase activity; zinc ion binding. Gene Ontology annotation, cellular component: nuclear RNA-directed RNA polymerase complex; nucleus. Gene Ontology annotation, biological process: regulatory ncRNA-mediated heterochromatin formation. NCBI's taxonomy places the organism in Eukaryota, Metazoa, Arthropoda, Insecta, Diptera, Tephritidae. The record is from RefSeq and is a predicted model, not a curated record.